UUAUGUUUGUUUUCCACUCAAUGCCACUGUUAUUCUAGAACUUGAUAGCGAGCGCAAAACAAUUAUCAAGUUAGUUGUCAUGAACACGCGGAUUCAGACGCCAAUCAUGAAGCUCGUUAUUCUAAUAUCAAGUUUAGUCAUCGUCCAAGCUGGAGUCACAAAGCGAGAAGCCGAAUGCGAAGGACCUUAUAUAGAAGGCGUCCAACACAGUAAGGAUGUGCUCAAAACUGAUCUUGACAGACCGUACUUACUGACCGCAGAUUUCACUAGCAACACACUGUACUUCAGUUACAGUAUCAAAGGCGAAGAAGAAGGCUUCAAAUCUGCCAAGCUUAACUUAAACACCAAAGAAUUCACCGAUAUAGAUGGCGUUCCAAAUGGCUUUGCUCAAGCAGUAGAUGAAAAGACCCAUGAGGUUUAUAUCGGCGGAAGUGAUGGCAUAUACAAAUACAAACCAAAUGCAAAUACCGCUGAUUUCUUCGGAGCUAAUGGCACUGAUGUUUGGACGAUAUACUACAAGGAUGUGCUCUACUUUUCUAUCUUUCCGUCUCAGUUCCUGUACACAUAUGUUGACGGUGAAAUAACCCGGUUCAAAGAUCUGGAAGAUACUCUAGUCGACAGUUUUCUUAUUGAUAAUGAAAAUACCAUGUUUUUCUCAAACAGUUCCGGUUUGUACAGUCAAAAAAAAGGUACGAAAGAUGCGACUAAUAUUUCUGGUGAAGAUAUACGCAUUAGAGGAUUGACUAAAAAUAAAGAUGGUGAUGUUUAUGCCUGCGUUCAAGAUGGAAUUUACUCAGUGGAUAAAACGCAGCAUUCUUUAGAGAAAUAUGUGGACAUUGACGAUGCUUUUGGCGUGGCAUUUGACAAUCAGAACAACUUGAUUUACGCUGAUGCGACAAGUGUUGUGAGACUUACACCCUGCAAGUGAAAAAAGUGUUUAAUAACUUUCUAAUAAGUCUACUUAUUCAAUUAUUUAUCACGUCAUUAAGUUUAAGAAUAGAUAGCAGGUUAGUACUUGUUUUCAUUUCCAUACAACUUUACCGUUAAUUUUGUAUAUAAUCUUGAUUAUACUCUGUCUGUCCUUCCAGAGUUUUUACCAAAACCAUUUUAUUCUACUUUCCAGUAAACAAAGUUCUCAUUGCAAAUUAGCGUAAAUUUUACAAAUGUUGAUCAAAUUCUAUUCUAACGCGUGUAAUUAGUCCCCAGCAUGCUCAUAAACUGUGACGGACAGAGGCCACAAGGGCACAAUCGAAUUCAGUUACUACUGCAAAGGAGCAAGGGUCACAUUUCAAUGUCGCAACACUUGAUAAAGUUAGUAAUUUACCAGAUAAUAGGGAAACAUAAACACACGCAUCAGUACUCGGCGUGGAGUGAGACGAAAUAUACGCGAUAAUGAAUUAUUUAUUUGCGAUCUUCCUGUUUUGCGUAGAAGCGAAAGUUACGAAAUAUGUGUCGAACGUCCCCAUCCGGCAAAUCGGCAGUAGAUACUACAGAGAAGAGCUACUGACCGACCAAUUUCAAGAUCCGAGGGAGCUGACCUACGAUUCAUCAAGCAGAAAUCUGUUCUUCACAUACAUGGAUGAUGAGUUGCAGAAUUCUGGUAGAGGCUGCGUCAACAUUGUAACGAAAGAAGCCAGGAAGAUACCUGGGAUAGCCAGAAAUAAAGCUAUAGGAGUUGAUAUUGACACUGGGGAUGUCUAUUUUGGUUCAGACGAUGGCUUAUACAGACUCGAUCCUGUAUUCAAUAAUGCUACAGUAAUAGGUCUGUUUAACAUAAAUAUUAUGAAAAUUGUGAUUCGGAAUAAUGAAAUAUAUGUCCUAGACGCCAACAAUCACAGCAUUUAUAAAGUUAAGAAUGCUAGAAAAGCUUACAAAAUUGGAGAAUGGAAAACAGUUAUGGAGUUUGAUAUGGAUUAUAGUAAAAAUCUACAUUUUGUGAAUAUGUGUGGGCUUUUUGCGUUCCGAAUGGAUCGGAAGAAGCAGUGAAGAAUGAAGAUUUGCCGCUAGUUUAUCAUUUUCUAAUAGACGAACAGAAAACCUUUGGAAUGACUUUGGAUUCUUUAUAUGAAAUAGAUUGUCAGAAUGGAAGUGCCAAGAAAGUAGCAGACAUAGACUUUUAUAUAAGAAGUAUAACGUUUGGUGAUUAUGGUGAUAUAUAUUAUUCCACAGAUAUCGGUUUGUUUAAGUUGAAACCAAUCAAUCGUUAUGUUAUUUUCGAUGUAAAAAGGUCGAGGACGUAAAUAUUAAAAGUUGAUAAGGAUUUAA
Messenger RNA from Leguminivora glycinivorella, 2265 nucleotides. RefSeq names its product ommochrome-binding protein-like. Bases 80 to 928 code for a protein of 282 amino acids. Gene Ontology annotation, molecular function: protein binding. Lineage: Eukaryota; Metazoa; Arthropoda; Insecta; Lepidoptera; Tortricidae. The transcript is spliced from 2 exons. The record is from RefSeq and is a predicted model, not a curated record.